AUGUUAUCCCCUCGAAUGCUCUAUCGGUAUCUUGCUACGAGCACAGCUGUGCUCCGGAGUCCAGCAAGCCAGCAUCUUUCAGCAACCUUUCGCACCAGCAGAAGCGCCACUGUGGCUCCAUACUCCAUACAUUUGCAGCAGCAUUUUCGUCGGGAACUCUCGAUCUUGACUGGCCACAAUCAUAACGUUGACUCUGCGGUUGAAGAAGACAGCUCUGGGAAAGAAGGCGGAAAUGAGUCUGUCGCUAUGGGGGAUCAAGGAAUUAUCCCUCAGGAAUCGUUUGAAGGAAAGAUAGUACCUCUUGGACCCGAUUUCUCGGUACGAAGAAUAUUGCCAUUUCGCAAGCAAAGAUCCUUAGGUCCUUUUGUCUUUCUAGAUCAUUUUGGACCAGUCCUAAUCUCAGAGCAUGCCAUGAAUGUGGGUCCCCAUCCGCACAUUGGCCUCAUGACAAUUAGCUACCUUUUUGAAGGGGCCGUAUUGCAUCGUGAUUCGACAGGAGCGGAACAAAUUGUCCUUCCAGGUGAAGUCAACGGAAUGAUAUCAGGAAAAGGCGUGACCCAUUCGGAACGAGGUCUUUUGGAAGAUUUGCAGCCACAUUUAGAUGCCCGGAAUGUACCGGCUCCAACCGGGUCCCACGGUCUCCAAUUGUGGAUGGCCUUGUCCAAGGAUGGAGAAGAUUGUGAGCCAUCUUUUCACCACGGAAAGGCUGUUUCCAUUGACUCACAUGCUACUUUAGUGGUUGGGAAUUCCAAUGGUCUGACCCAGUCGUCCAUUCCCAUUGACCCAAAGUUGGGAAGAGUGUUCUAUGUGGAUACCCACUUUGAAAACGCAAAUGACAGCUUUAUCCUGGAGGGCCCGGGAGGACAGCACGACUACAACUAUCCAUCCAUCGAAGUCGGAGUCUAUGUGUCUACAGGAAAGAUGAAAUUCCUCUCAGGGUGGGGGUCCUUGGAUGGUCAAAUAGUGGAACCAGGAAGUAUGGUCACUGCCAAAGCUGGAGCAACAGAGAUCAAAGCAAAAAUUCAAGCAUUGGAAGGUGACACUCGUGUUGCCAUUCUAGGCGGCACUCCCCUGCCGGAGAAACGCCACAUGUUUUGGAAUUUUGUAUCUGCAGGCAAGGAGAAAUUGGAUGCUGCAACAAAAGCAUGGGAUGAGCUAGAUCGUAGCAUAUUCCCAAAAGUUGUGAAUGAAGCCAAUGAUGAUUCAAUCCCCUUGCCAAAGAGAAAGUAA
Messenger RNA from Seminavis robusta, 1230 nucleotides. The record is from the annotation of a GenBank genome assembly. NCBI's taxonomy places the organism in Eukaryota, Bacillariophyta, Bacillariophyceae, Naviculales, Naviculaceae.